Fusarium odoratissimum NRRL 54006 is the source of this 228-nucleotide messenger RNA. RefSeq lists its product as uncharacterized. The record is from RefSeq and is a predicted model, not a curated record. The coding region runs from base 1 to 228 and encodes 75 amino acids. NCBI's taxonomy places the organism in Eukaryota, Fungi, Ascomycota, Sordariomycetes, Hypocreales, Nectriaceae. The transcript has 2 exons.
AUGAAGCUUAUCCCUCUUCUCACCAUGGCUGCCUUCGCAGCUGCUGUCCCCACUCCCAAGGGCUGCACGCCUGGAACCUACUCGUGCACGGCCGACCUCAAGGGCUGGCAGGUCUGCAACAUCGACCGUACCUGGGUGCUCGCCGGUGCUUGUCCUCCGAAGACGGCUUGCCUAUUUAACAAGCAGAAUGGUUCGCCGUAUUGCGUGCCCCCUGGCUUUCACUUCUAG